Molecule: messenger RNA, 1105 nt
Organism: Diabrotica balteata
Lineage: Eukaryota; Metazoa; Arthropoda; Insecta; Coleoptera; Chrysomelidae
Source: the annotation of a GenBank genome assembly
AGUAGUGUUGCACCAUUUCCUACGUAAUAACAAUGACCGACAAAAAGGAAGAUAUACCAAAAACUAAUGUAGACGAAGAAUUAUCGAAUCUCUUAGACAGUGCAUUAGAAGACUUCACAAAGAUCGAAUCUAAUCAAAAGGAUGCCAAGACUGACAACUCCAGUAAAGAGGUUAGUACUUCAAAUAGUGCCAAUGUUGAAGGUCAAGAAUGGUCCAAUGAUUUCAUACAGCAAGCAGCAAAUCAGUUUGAAGAAAAUUUUGCUAAUUUCCUAGCUGGUGCUGAUCCAAAUACAGAGGUCACACCCGAAUUUAUUCAACAAAAGUUGCAACAAAUGGCUGAUGCCGCUCAACAAGUUCUUGAAAACCCUACACAGGCAGCUGAUAAUUCCGUGGACUUUGCAUCAUCUAUAACCCAAGCCAUACAAUCUUUAAAUGCUGGAGCUGAAGGACUUCAGGCUCCGUUGAAUGAGGAAGAACUAAUGAAGAUGUUUACUGGGGAUAAAACUGGUCAAGAAAAUGAUCUUCUACCUUUUAUGCAAGGUAUGAUGCAAGGCCUAUUGUCCAAAGAAGUAUUAGGACCGAGCCUAGAAGAUUUUGUGCAGAGAUUACCAGAAUAUAUCGAAAAAAAUAAAGAUACUCUAGAUAAAAACGAUAUCGAGCGAUAUCAGAACCAAAAGAAACUCAUGGAGGAAGUAAUAGGAGAGUUGAAUAAAGAAACAGAAGAAGAUACUACUCAGAUUAAGUCAGAGAGAUUUACUAAAGUUUUGGGCCUUAUGCAAAAGCUUCAAGAUUAUGGACAACCUCCUUCUGAACUAGUAGGAGAUUUAGAAGCCCCAUUUAGUUUUGAUCCCCAAGGAAAUCCUAUGAAUUUCCCCAAUCCGGGACAAGCUAACUCAGAAUGUAAUUUAAUGUAGAUAUACGAUAGAUGUUUUGUUUUAUUGUGUUAAAAAUGGGAUAAAGGAAGAUUUAUACUGGUUACCAAUAUGUUACUGUUUUUAGGUAAUGUGUAUUCAAGAAAUCCAAUAAACAUUCAAAUACUUUACUGUGACAAUAUGUUUAUUACGUUUUGUUUACUCUUUUUGUUGAAAUAUAUCUUCGUUUUUUU